Rubroshorea leprosula is the source of this 1589-nucleotide messenger RNA. NCBI's taxonomy places the organism in Eukaryota, Viridiplantae, Streptophyta, Magnoliopsida, Malvales, Dipterocarpaceae. The record is from the annotation of a GenBank genome assembly.
AAAAAAUUCUUUCUUUUUUUCUUUUUCCUUCUCUUUCCCCUUCUCUUCCCCUUUUUGUUUACCCUUCCCCUUUUUGUUUACCCUUCCCCUCUUAGAACCCAUCGAACCCAGCAGCCACCAUUGGGUUCCUCAGAAACCAGUCGCUGGGUUCUAACGAACCCAGGCGCUGGGUUUCUUAGAACCUAGGCUUGGGUUUGUUCGAAGAACCCAAUAGAUGGGUUCGAAUGAACCCAGGCUUUGGGUUCCAAGGAACCUGGCGCUGGGUUCGACGAACCCAGGCUCUAGGUUCGACGAACCCAGGCUCUAGGUUCCAAGGAACCCAGCUGGGUUCGCAUGGGUUCGACGACCCAGAUCGUCUGGGUUCGACGAACCCAUGCGUUGGGUUCGACGAACCUAGCUAGGUUCGAAGGAACCCAUCGCCUGGGUUCAAUGAUCCCAAGCUCUGGGUUUCCUCAAACCCGGUGCUGGGUUCGAUCAAACCCAGGCACUGGAAGGAAAGGAAGAGGAAGGAGAAAGGGAACGAGGAAAGCUCAGUUGGGUUUGAAGGAACCCAUCGCCUGGGUUCGACGAUCCCAGACUCUGGAUCGGAUUUCAAAUCACAUUUCAAAUUUCUUUAGUGGUAACGAGUGGUGCAAAUUGCCUUACCUUGCAAACUUCUUCAAAUUUGCCUGCCGCUCCACACUCAAGGACAAUUAUUACAUUCACGUAGAAUCAUUCACACAUUUAGCCAAAGAUUUUGAGAGAUACAGCUACUAUGAAGGACAAUCAAAAGCAGAGAAGCUGCUUGGAGGAGGGAAAGUUUCUGACAUUUUGCUCUGGAGAGAUGAAAGGAAAACGUUUACAUGCUUUCUUGCUCUGGCUCUGGUGUUUUACUGGUUCUCUCUCUGUGGAAGAACUUUUAUCUCAUCCAUGGCCAGUCUUCUGCUAUGGGUUGCAAUAGUGCUUUGUGGAUAUGGCAUUAUACCGUUGGAGAUAUUGGAUUUAAUCUGGAGGAUACGUUUGCCUAGUGUUGAAAUCUCAGAAACAGUCAUGAGAGAUUCAAUUAGAUCCAUAGCUUAUGAAUGGAAUAGAGGGGCUCGUACUAUAAGGUCAUUGGCCAAGGGAGAGAACUGGAAUACUGUUUUCAAGGUUGCAGGUUCUCUUUACGCUCUCAAGUUCCUGUUGUCUUACUUGGUGACUGUUCUGGCCGGCAUGAUUCUGGUGUUUGCUUUCACUGCAUUCUUCAUUUAUGAGCAAUAUGAAUUCGAAAUCGGUGGAUUGGCAAAAUUUCUCUUCAACAGUAUUAUGGAAUCAAAAGCAUUGUUGGCAAGCAAUCUACCAGCUUCCGUAGCUUCAUAUCUUCAUAACUUCGCAACUCCGCACCAGCCAAAGACUCUCACCGUUCCCAUGGUGAAGACUCAGAAAGAGAUGUGAUAAGCGCAUUUUUCUCUCCUCAUGUCCGAUUGGAUAGCUUGCUUAGGCUUUUUGUAUCAAACCAUAGAGGUUUUUUCCCCAGAUGAACAAAGAGAUGGGGCAUAGUUAAUAGAAAUAGUUCAGCAGAACAGGUUUAGUCCUGCACAGAGGUAUGAUGCUACGACAGGAAAACCAUU